UGGAAGAAAGGUGUCAGUUCAUUUAUUAAAACUAAAUUUUAUAUAAAGAAUGUUGCAUGAACUUUUGUUAUCACUUUGGGGUUGUUCUACCAGCAUCACACACAUUAUUGACACAGAUCCGUUACAACUUGAUAAUUAUCUUCAUCCCGGAGAAAGAGUUUUAAUUAAUUCCAUUCUAAAAAUAGUUAAGGAAUGUAAUAUAAUAAGAAAAUUUAUUAAAAAAAAUAGUUCUUUCGAUGAAUCCAAUUCAUUGUUGAAGGGACUUUAUCUUACAUCACUUUGUAAUGGGAUGGAUAAAGCUUUAGAGCCUUUUAGAGAAGAUGUUGUUGAUAUGGAAAGAAUCAUUUUAAAUGAUGGAUAUACUCCAGUAUCUAUGAUUCUUUGUAGACUUCAAAAAUAUUUAUCUUUAUUUUCAGUCCUUAAUAAUAUUAUUAAAGAUAUUGAAUUUCAAAAUUUACAUGGCUGUAAAAUCUUACAAUGCCUACAUCACUAUGUUCAUACAGGUGUUCCUCAAAUAAAACAAGCACUUGAAAAAAUGACCCAUUGUGUUCAUGUUGUUUUUUAUAAGCAUUUAACUAGUUGGUUGCUGUAUGGACAUCUUGAAGAUGUACAUAGAGAAUUUUUUAUUCAAAAAACAGAAAAAACUAUUGAUAUGAUUAUCAAAGAUGAAAAGGAUAAAGAUAAAGAUAAAGACACUGAUAUUGAAAAGGAUAAAAAAAUUUUUUCUAAUGAAAUGUGGGAUUAUGAUAUUAAUGUAGAAGUACUACCUUAUUAUAUUAGACCAUCAUUAGCUGUAAAAAUUUUAACAAUUGGUCAAACAAUAAUUAUGUUUGGUAAUGAUCCUCGCCAAAAAAAAGAUCUAAAAGUCAUAACUAAUGCCGAAAAUUUGAUAUGGGGUGAAAAGGAAUAUGAAUAUUUUGAAAAACUUCGGGCUCUACAGGCAAAACCAACAUUCGCGCUCGUUGAGUUUGAAAGGACAGUUGAUGAAUUAAAGCAUUGUGUAACUCAACAUUUAUGGCAUGUCGCUGUUGAAGAGGCUCAACUUGUCAAUUGUCUUAAACUCAUUAAAGACUUUUACUUAAUGGGACGUGGAGAUAUGUUUCUUGAAUUUAUCAGAUUGGCAACACAUAUACUUGAUAAAAUCCCAACAAAUCAUACAUCUCGUGAUAUAAAUUUAGCUUUUCAAAUGGCUUUAAGAAAGGCUCAAUCUGCAGAUGAAACUGCACUGGAAUGUUUUACCUUUGCUGUUCCCAGUUUACCCUCCAACAAAGAUGAAGUAAUUGGAGAAGUAAAAGAGCAACACAAUACUGUUAAUACAGAAUUUUCAGAAAAGGAAAGAGAAGAUCCUAUAGAUAAAAAAGGUUGGGGUUUGAUAAUGUUAAAAUAUAAAGUAACUUGGCCAUUACAUUUAUUAUUUAACCCAUCGACUCUUGGAAACUACAAUAUUUUAUUUAGAUUUUUAUUGCGUGUGAAAAAAACACAAAUUAAUUUAUGGAAUCUAUGGCGAGAUCAUAUGAACUCAAAAACUAUAGAUAUUGAUGUAAUACAAUUACGUAACAAUCUCAUUUUUAUCGUUGAUAAUUUACAAUAUUAUCUUCAAGUUGAUGUUAUAGAAAGCCAAUACACUAUAAUGGAAAACAAUAUGAAAAAUACUCGCAACUUUGAAGAUGUUCAAAAAGCACACGCAUUAUUUUUAAUAAAUGUCAUGUCUCGAACUUUUUUAAUGAGUAGUGAAAGAGCUGACAAAAGAAAUCCAGUGAAUAAAUUAAUUAGGUUACUAUUACGUCUGUGCGAUGAUUUUAUUCGCAAUGCUUCUGUUUGGGAAAUAGAGAAUUUACUUGAAACUGAAAAACUUGAAUUAAAAUCACUAAAUGACGUAUUGGAUGGAUUGAUGAGUUGGUUGACAAAAACAUUAAACAGAGUUCGUGCUCAACCUAGUGGAGAACAUUUGGCACAAUUAUUAUUAAGGCUUGACUACAACAGGUGGUUUAGCAGUAAAAAAUUAUAGUGCAUCAGAAGAUC
Messenger RNA from Ceratosolen solmsi marchali, 2022 nucleotides. RefSeq names its product gamma-tubulin complex component 4 (gene Grip75). Gene Ontology annotation, cellular component: gamma-tubulin complex; spindle pole; microtubule organizing center. Bases 50 to 2008 code for a protein of 652 amino acids. Gene Ontology annotation, biological process: spindle assembly; cytoplasmic microtubule organization; meiotic cell cycle. NCBI's taxonomy places the organism in Eukaryota, Metazoa, Arthropoda, Insecta, Hymenoptera, Agaonidae. Gene Ontology annotation, molecular function: gamma-tubulin binding; microtubule minus-end binding. The record is from RefSeq and is a predicted model, not a curated record. The transcript is spliced from 8 exons.